Zingiber officinale is the source of this 1024-nucleotide messenger RNA. RefSeq lists its product as uncharacterized. NCBI's taxonomy places the organism in Eukaryota, Viridiplantae, Streptophyta, Magnoliopsida, Zingiberales, Zingiberaceae. Bases 420 to 947 code for a protein of 175 amino acids. The transcript has a single exon. The record is from RefSeq and is a predicted model, not a curated record.
AUCAGGCAGAGUCCGUGCACUGCACAUGAUGGAUAUAGUAAUGGUUUCUCCAACUGGUGGAUGCUUAGUUGGGCCUGAAUUGUCCAAAAUGCCCAAUCCUCUUCCUUUGAUUUGGGCCUGAAGUGUGUAGUUGGGCAUGUCUGGCUAAGUGUGGUCAGUCGAUCCAAUAAAAGGAAAUUCUAUUGAUAUUUAUUAUAUAUACAUGUCACACUCCCUUUGAUUCCGCCACCAACGGCAGCUUCACCGGUUCAGUAGGUGAUCCGGCCAUCGUUUCAUCGCACUUCUCUUCCGUCCGCCACGCCAUACCGGCACCAGCCGGUCCCCCUCCCCUGCUGCAUUUAAACAUUUCCGCAACGCCCCUUGCCUUUUGGUUUUAUUGGUCUCUCUUUCUUCUUAGCGCUGAUCUACCACCGGCGGCCAUGAGUGACCUCACCGAGCUUGGUUUCGCCCUGAUCCUCAUCCUGUCGCUCUUUCUCCUUGGACUCACCGCCGAGCUCCUCUACCUCUUCUUCCGCCGGCGGAGGCACCCCGACUCCGCCGAUCCCGAGCGCGCCGGCGUCUCCUCCGCGGGGCCCACACACAGGGUGCUUCUCUUCCACGCGCUCUGCCUCAACUCCAAGCGCCGAUCCCGCGUCGAGCCUGCCUCUGCGGUCGCCCCUUCUCAUGCGAAGGCGACUAAGGCGGAGCCGAAGGAGGAGGAGGAGGAGGAAGAGAGCGACCUGGCUCGUUGGUCCGCCGUGUGCUUGGGCCCCUCGAGGGCUCUCUACACCAUCAAGGAAGAGGAGCCUGAAGAGGAGGAUGGCGGAGACGACGAAGCGCAGGAGACGACGCCAUUCGAGACGCCGUGCGCGUCGCUGCGGUUCGAAUCGCCGUCGCCUCCGCCUGAAACGGCGGAGGCCGUAGAUCCCGCGCCCAGCGGGGCCCACCGAAAGUUAGAGUUCCCAUGAGUCGCAUAUCCUCGAAUGUACGCACGCCCGUACCAAACAUCUAUGACGAGCUACCGUUUUCUGUGAUUUUUUUUUAA